This is a messenger RNA of Quercus lobata, 861 nucleotides long. RefSeq lists its product as uncharacterized. Lineage: Eukaryota; Viridiplantae; Streptophyta; Magnoliopsida; Fagales; Fagaceae. Gene Ontology annotation, molecular function: protein dimerization activity. The transcript has 2 exons. The record is from RefSeq and is a predicted model, not a curated record. The coding region runs from base 1 to 861 and encodes 286 amino acids.
AUGGUCGUUAGUGAGGAAUGGAUGUCAUAUAAAGAAGAUGAUGUAGGAAAAACUCAAACUGUGAGGGAUUAUGUUUUGAAUGAUUUGUGGUGGGACAAGGUUGCAUAUAUUCUGAGAUUCACAGAACCUAUUUAUGAGAUGCUUCAAGUGGCUGACACGGAUGCACCUAUUCUCCAUAAGGUGUAUGAAACGUGGGAUUCCAUGAUAGAAAAUGUGAAUAAAGAAAUAUACCGGCAUGAAGGCAAGGAAGACUAUGAGGAGUAUUGUACUAGUCAAUGGAUUGAGGAAGUCAGAGGUCGUGUUGCGCCAUAUAAGGAUGCUGAAAUUUCAAUGGAGAGAAACAAGUGCCUUAAAAGGAUCUUUCCUGAUCUUGAUGAUUGGCAGAAUGCUAUUAUGGAGUUUGGUUUGUUUUCAGCAUUUAAGACUUAUGAUGAGGAUAACAUGGAGGAUAGGUGGAAAUUCGAUCUAAUGCUUUGGUGGUCAACUUAUGGGUCUAGUUUACCACUGCUUCAAACUUUAGCUCUAAAGCUUCUUGAACAGCCUUACUCAUCAUCAUAUGCUGAGAGGAAUUGGAGUACAUAUGGCUUCAUCCAUUGUAUGAGGAGGAAUAGAAUUACUCCUAAACGUUCUGAAGAUUUAGUGUUUGUUCAUUUUAAUCAUCGACUUCUUUCAAGGAGGAGGCUCGAGUACACUAUAGGAGAAUCUAAGAAGUGGGACAUUGGUGGAGAUAAUUGGGAUGAACCAUUUGGAGGACCUGGGUUGUUUGAGAUUGCUUAUCUCACACUAGAUGAGCCAGAGAUGAAGACAAGUAUUGUUGAGAAUAAUGACUAUGUUGAUGACGAUGAUGUUGUUGUUCUGUGA